Messenger RNA from Sapajus apella (tufted capuchin), 3301 nucleotides. It is a transcript of the gene DUSP7, whose product is annotated as dual specificity phosphatase 7. The transcript has 3 exons. Gene Ontology annotation, cellular component: cytoplasm; cytosol. The record is from RefSeq and is a predicted model, not a curated record. NCBI's taxonomy places the organism in Eukaryota, Metazoa, Chordata, Mammalia, Primates, Cebidae. Bases 189 to 1448 code for a protein of 419 amino acids. Gene Ontology annotation, biological process: protein dephosphorylation; negative regulation of MAPK cascade. Gene Ontology annotation, molecular function: protein tyrosine/threonine phosphatase activity; MAP kinase tyrosine/serine/threonine phosphatase activity.
AUUGGGGCUGUCAGGCCGCGGUGCGCGCGGAGGGCCGGGCGGGCGGGACGGAGGCCGGCAGGCCGGGGCAGCGGGCGUGCAGCUCGGCGGGAGGCGGGCGCCCGGAGACGCGGCUGGGGCCCGCGCGGCCGGGGCGCCGUCCCAGGGCAGGGCUGCCCGGCCCCGGCCCCGGGCCGCCCGCGCUCCCCAUGAAAAACCAGCUCCGCGGCCCCACAGCGCGGGCGCACAUGUCGACUUCGGGGGCGGCGGCGGCUGGGGGCACCCGGGCGGGGUCCGAGCCCGGUGCGGGGUCGGGGUCCAGCGCAGGCACCGGGGCGGGCGCGGCGACGGGAGCAGGGGCCAUGCCCUGCAAGAGCGCCGAGUGGCUGCAGGAGGAGCUGGAGGCGCGCGGCGGCGCGUCCCUGCUGCUGCUGGACUGCCGGCCGCACGAGCUCUUCGAGUCGUCGCACAUCGAGACGGCCAUCAACCUGGCCAUCCCGGGCCUCAUGUUGCGCCGUUUGCGCAAGGGCAACCUGCCCAUCCGCUCCAUCAUCCCCAACCACGCCGACAAGGAGCGCUUCGCCACGCGCUGCAAGGCGGCCACCGUGCUGCUCUACGACGAGGCCACGGCCGAGUGGCAGCCCGAGCCCGGCGCUCCCGCCUCGGUGCUUGGCCUGCUCCUGCAGAAGCUGCGCGACGACGGCUGCCAGGCCUACUACCUCCAAGGUGGUUUCAACAAGUUUCAGACAGAGUACUCUGAGCACUGCGAGACCAAUGUGGACAGCUCUUCCUCGCCGAGCAGCUCACCACCCACCUCAGUGCUGGGCCUGGGGGGCCUGCGCAUCAGCUCUGACUGCUCUGACGGCGAGUCGGACCGAGAGCUGCCCAGCAGUGCCACCGAGUCGGACGGCAGCCCUGUGCCAUCCAGCCAACCAGCCUUCCCUGUCCAGAUCCUGCCCUACCUCUACCUCGGCUGCGCCAAGGACUCCACCAACCUGGACGUGCUCGGCAAGUACGGCAUCAAGUAUAUCCUCAAUGUCACGCCCAACCUGCCCAACGCCUUCGAGCACGGCGGCGAGUUCACCUACAAGCAGAUCCCCAUCUCUGACCACUGGAGCCAGAACCUCUCCCAGUUCUUCCCUGAGGCCAUCAGCUUCAUUGACGAAGCCCGCUCCAAGAAAUGUGGCGUCCUGGUGCACUGCCUGGCAGGCAUCAGCCGCUCAGUGACGGUCACUGUGGCCUAUCUCAUGCAGAAGAUGAACCUGUCACUCAACGACGCCUACGACUUUGUCAAGAGGAAAAAGUCCAACAUCUCGCCCAACUUCAACUUCAUGGGGCAGCUGCUGGACUUUGAGCGGACGCUGGGGCUAAGCAGCCCAUGUGACAACCACGCGCCCAGUGAGCAGCUCUACUUCUCCACGCCCGCCAACCACAACCUGUUCCCACUCAACACGCUGGAGUCCACGUGAGGCCUGGUGCACGGGGGGCAUGGCACCAGGCCCCUUCUCGGCCCUCCGUGGGGCCAGGUGGAAGAGCCCAAGCCUGCCGCCUCUGGCCUGAGGAACCCCCAGGAUGUCGCCUGUGCCCAGAGGCCCAGGCUGAUCGGUGUGUCGGAGCGCCCCUCACCAUCCUUGGGGGCGGGGUCCGCAGGCAAGAUCUCCCUCUGCAGGGCUUGCUGGAGAGGCCUCGGCUCUCAGACACGUGGCUUUGGGCGUCCACCAGGGCCUCAUGUUGUCCCAGGACGCUCCUUUCUGCUGAUGGCCCAGCCAGUUUGGCUGUUUUUUAAAGACACAUCCACGGACCUGAGUUUACUUUUUACUUUUGGCAGGUAAAUCCAAGCUCCCUGGAGCACAAAGAGUGUUUGAGCUCUUCUUGAUUUUUCUUUUCUUUUUUUUUUAACAAAAAAGUGUUAUUUUCAGGCUACAUGCAACAGUGGAUUGUAUAACCCAGUAUUUCAUCCCCUUCUUGAUCCUGCGAGAGAGAGAAGUGUUCUCAGUUUUGUUUUUCGUUCAGUUUCAAAAAGCAAGUAUCGUGUUUGUUUUUUAAUGGAAAAGACAGACCCCCACGUUGACCUUGACCAAAUGCGUUUUGCACAUGUGUGAAGCCUCUGUUUCCUCAGCGGGCCCUUCUUGAAGGGGUGGCUUACUGCUCUUCAGGUAUCGGGACCCCCAGUCGUGCCACCUCCCACCCUUGGCCCAGUCUGACUUGGCCCUGCAUUUGCCUGUGAUGACUGCUGCAAGUUCUGAUUGGUGGGCUGGAUGGUGGUCUUUGCAUUUUCUGCCCUCUCAUCCAUCCCUCUGGUGGUCCCUGCAGACCUCCCUGAGGCAGAAGGUGGGGAACCUGGGGCUAUGCCACUGUCCCACUGGAGGUGGGCCGCAGGGGGCUGCCAGGCAGUAGCAUUGCCCUCUGGGCUCAGCCUCUAAGAGGGCCUGGGCUCUGAGCCCUUCUGUAUACUUAGCUACUACUCCUGUCUGUCUGUCUGGCGCUGUCUCUCUCUCUCUCUCUUUCUCUCUCUCUCUCUUUUUCUUUCUCCCCCCCUCCCUCCUCUCUUGUAACUGGGAGUGGAGGCCCAGUGGCUGGGGAGAGCUCAGGUGGUGGGGCCCAGCCCUCCCUCCAGGUUCUUCCCUCUCCCUAGCUGUCGCUUUGGUCUGGCUGCCACUCCCAGCCCCUUUGUCCUCGUGGAAGCUUGCCCCGCCCUCAUCUUGCCCAUGCCUUCUACUGCCAGGAGACUUGCACCCAUUUCAACCCUCAGGCAGGGGCAAGUGGGGCAAGGAUGGACCAGCAGAAGAGGGGUGAGGCUCUGUCCACCUCCCCCGCCUCCACAGAACAAAGCCACGGAUUCCGUUAUCUUCCUCCAGUUUUGUUCCUUCUCCAGCCUCAGUUCUACCAGGUGUCAGGACUGCAUGGGGGCCUGGGGCAGGGAGAGCGAUCGGGCCAGGGUCCCUGACAGAGCAGCACUCAGCAUGUGAGUGAGGCCGCGGAAACUCUGCCCCACUGCUUCUUACCUCACAGGGGUGGUUUUCAGGGAUUCUUUAGGGCAGUAGAUUAAAAUCUUGCCACAGUUGAGAAAUUGACAACAAGCUUCCAUGCUGUACAUGGUUCUUUUUCUCUCUUUUAUUUUUAAAAAGAAAACCCAGAAAGAUGCACCAGGUUUGUGUAAAUGAGGGUGUGCCAGAAGGUGGCCAGUUUUGCUUUAUGAUCUUAUGAAGGAAGAUUUGUGACCCUACAUAUAUAUAUAUAUACACACACAUACAUAUAUAUAUCCCGAACCAGCAACGGGACUUUGUUUAUAUUGCAAAUAAAUAUUAUUUUUUCUUUAAAA